AUGAAGGAACGUAGACAUCAACAACUUUGUUCAGGCCAUAGACUAAGCGUCACAAAAGGUUUACUUCUUAUCCUUAUUUUGGUGACUUCGGUUCUGUGUUGGUGGAACGCCGCUGAUAAAAAUACAGCUGAAAUAGUCUACAUAUUGAAUUUGAAUCACUUCAAAAAUAACCGAAAUUUAUCCUCUUACCUGCAGGAGACGAAACUUCUCUUGGAGCCUAGAAUACCGCCGUGCAGAGAUAAGGAGAUACCAAUACUGGUUACCGUUGCAACAAUUUUUUCACACGCCGAGCAGCGCGACGCGAUCAGAAAAACAUGGGCGACUCGUUUGCCCACCUUGUUCGUCGUCGGGCUUAAUGGGCCACAUGAACUUAAGCAUCUGACAGAUAAGGACCACGAUGAUCUAAUAGUCUACGAAUUUCAAGAGCAUUAUCAGAAUCUCACGUUGAAGACUGCCCUCAUGCUGAAAUGGACAUCGGAGAGAUGCUCAUCCGUGCAUUUCCUACUCAAAACUGACGACGAUAUUUUGUUAAACCCAUGGCAAUUGGAAAAGAUUAUCGAGAAAAGGCCUAACGCGGAUUUAAUUGGUUACGUUAACAAGAAUGCGGGUCUCUACCGCCAAGAACACAGUAAAUGGUAUCUACCCCGUUGGCUGUAUAAAAAUGAUACAGUACCCGAAUACCUUUCCGGAAACGCCUAUCUGAUAAAUGGAAAGCACCUAAGCAGAAUUCUGGAAGCUGCCUACGAAGUGCCUUUAAUUAAUAUAGAGGAUAUUUAUAUCACGUAUUUGGUGGCGAAACGGAAACUGGGUUUAACAUUGACGCACGAGGACAAGCUAUAUGGCUUUAGACCGUGGCUACCUGUGGCUACAUCUUACUGGCAAUUGGCGUCAGCGCAUAGCUUUACACCCCAAGAAAUGUACAGGUGGUGGUCUGAGUUGUUGUAUAUUGCAAAUACGAUUAAUUAA
Molecule: messenger RNA, 966 nt
Organism: Leptosia nina
Lineage: Eukaryota; Metazoa; Arthropoda; Insecta; Lepidoptera; Pieridae
Source: the annotation of a GenBank genome assembly